GUCGGGUCGGCGUUCCUCAAAUUCGUCCUUGCGAAGCCAUGACUACAUGGAGCGCCCUUCGGUACGACCACAGCGGGUGCAAUCGUUUCUUCGGGUUUCGCACCUGAAUCGCAGUCCGUCCCCGGAUCGCCGGGAGACACCGAAUUUGCACAGCGGAUCUGACCUGCUGUCGCGUACUAUAAUUUUUGUUUUUAUGAUUCUCGACCGAGGCUGAUCUUGAUCAUGUUCAUCUUCCCUAUUCGCAAUUGCAGCCUUAUUAAUUUAUUGGCUGUGCUUCUACUUUUGCGUCAGCGUCACCUACUGGCAUUACGAUUAUGGCCGCGUGGUGCUGUCGUGUCACUAGUGUUUAUCAUGUCUUCUGCACGAGCGAAAUCGCAUCAAUUUCUAGGCCCCUCCCGGUCGAUCGAUGGCGAAGACGAGUACAACGCUGACGCAGGGUCGUCGUACAACCAUCACCGUCGGCGGCGCACCACUCACCGUGGGCGCGCGACCCGUCAUGGCAGUCCAGC
Messenger RNA from Amoebophrya sp. A120, 509 nucleotides. NCBI's taxonomy places the organism in Eukaryota, Dinophyceae, Syndiniales, Amoebophryaceae. The record is from the annotation of a GenBank genome assembly.